This is a messenger RNA of Penicilliopsis zonata CBS 506.65, 822 nucleotides long. RefSeq lists its product as hypothetical. The transcript has 4 exons. The record is from RefSeq and is a predicted model, not a curated record. NCBI's taxonomy places the organism in Eukaryota, Fungi, Ascomycota, Eurotiomycetes, Eurotiales, Aspergillaceae. Gene Ontology annotation, molecular function: proton transmembrane transporter activity. Bases 31 to 762 code for a protein of 243 amino acids. Gene Ontology annotation, biological process: proton motive force-driven ATP synthesis.
CCACCUGUCCUACGAUUGAGCAUCGCAACAAUGGCUUCUCGUUUGGCUAAGAGCGCCAUUGGUGCAUCCCGGCUUCGCCCGGUCCUUCCCACGCGCAACCUCGUUCCCAUCACGGCGAACCUGACCGCGACCCGUGCGGCGUCCAACGUCCCCGUCGAAGACCCCAAGAAGAAGGCCCAGUCGAUCAUUGACUCGCUCCCUGGCAACUCGCUGGUGUCCAAGACCGCCGUUCUCUCUGCCGCGGCCGGUCUGUCCAUCGCCGCCAUCAGCAACGAGCUCUACGUGAUGAACGAGGAGACCGUUGCGGCGUUCUGCCUGCUCAGCGUCUUCACUGCCGUUGCCAAGUAUGGUGGCCCCAUGUACAAGGAGUGGGCGGAUGGCCAGAUCAAGAAGCACACCGACAUCCUGAACGCCGCCCGUGCCGACCACACCAACGCCGUCAAGUCGCGCAUUGAGAGCGUCAAGGAGCUUUCCAGCGUCGUUGAGGUGACCAAGCAGCUCUUCGAGGUUUCCAAGGAAACCGCCAAGCUCGAGGCUCAGGCCUACGAGCUCGAGCAGCGCACCGCCCUUGCCGAGGAGGCCAAGACCGUUCUCGAGUCGUGGGUCCGCUACGAGGGCCAGGUCAAGCAGCGCCAGCAGCGUGAGCUUGCCGAGUCUAUCAUUGGCAAGAUCCAGAAGGAACUUGAGAACCCCAAGGUUCUCCAGCAGAUCCUCCAGCAGAGCGUUGCCGAUGUUGAGCGCAUCAUGUCCACCAAGGCUUAGGUACUUGCAUGGCGAGCUGCAUCACAUCAUGUACAAAACUUUGCCUCUUAUUAGAGUUCA